AAACCAUUACAUAAAUUAUAAAUGUUAAUAACACCUAAAUCUGAUUGUUUCCCACAGUAAUUUUCUAAUGAUAUUUAAUUUAAAUUUUAAAUUUCAAUCCGAAUCCAAUCCAACAAAUAUUAACUAAAUAAAACUUCCAAAUCUUCCAACUCUACUCCCACCCCAACUAAUACUCCUACUAGGUUGACCAUACAUCAUCAAUAGGACAAUAGGUCAACAUGUAAUUUCUUGGAAGGCAUACUUGUAAAUGAUUGGUGUAAAAUGCACCAACUACCAACUUGCAACAAACAUUUUUGCAGUACUACUUCUUUUGCAUUUUCCUAAACUUCCCUAUCAUUGUACUACUACCCAUUAAAGUCUCUAAACCUCUCAUUAUCACCCUAAUCUUCUUUCCAAAUUAACACUAAUCACCCACUUAACAAUGAUUUUUGCAGUACCAUUUUCUCUCUCCUCCUAUAUCUUUGCAGUACACAAAAAAAAAACUAUUCUCACCCAAUUAUCACGUGAACUUAUAAAAAUCAAACAAAAAUAAGUUCCUCUCUUUCUCUCUCUAAAACAAUCUCCAAAAAAUGUCUUACAAAAUCUCUUUCUUUCUCUCUCUAAUUCUCACUUUAAUCCUCUGUGUGUCAUCUCACAGUGGACAUGAAGAUCUGGAUUCAUUAGCACCGUCUGAUCAUGAUGAUGAUCAUGCUAAACUUAGAUCAAAACCAUUGAUUCUUGUGAAAAUAUGGUGUUUGAUUAUUGUUUUUUUAGGAACUUUUAUAGGGGGUGUUUCUCCUUAUUUCUUGAAAUGGAAUGAUGGGUUUUUAGUGUUGGGUACUCAGUUUUCUGGUGGGGUUUUUCUGGGUACUGCUAUGAUGCAUUUUUUGAGUGAUGCAAAUGAAACAUUUGGAGAUUUGACUACAAAAGAAUACCCUUUUGCGUUUAUGUUAGCUUGUUUUGGGUAUUUGAUUACCAUGUUGGCUGAUUGUGUGAUUACACAUGUCUUUAGAAAGAGUAAAACUCAAGAUUCUAAUGGGCUUGAAGAAGGUCUCCCUAAUCAGAAAACCAACAAUCAGCACACAAAUACAACAGCUCAUUCUCAGGAAGGUGAUACACAUAACCACUUUGCCAAUGCAACCCUAGCAACAGCAAGUUCCUUAGGAGACACCAUCCUACUAAUAACAGCCUUAUGCUUCCACUCAGUCUUUGAAGGCAUAGCAAUUGGAGUAUCGGAAACCAAAGAAGACGCCUGGAAAGCCCUUUGGACAAUCUCUCUACACAAGAUAUUUGCUGCCAUCGCGAUGGCAAUAGCCCUCCUUCGUAUGAUCCCGAACAGACCCUUCCUCUCGUGCGCAUCAUACGCAUUUGCCUUCGCCAUCUCAAGCCCUAUCGGAGUUGCGAUCGGGAUCAUCAUUGAUCAGACAGCCCAAGGACAAGUGGCUGAUUGGAUAUUUGCUAUAUCCAUGGGGAUUGCUUGUGGGGUGUUUGUGUAUGUUUCAAUCAACCAUUUGUUAGCCAAGGGUUAUUCUCCUCGAAAGAAAGUUGGGGUAGAUACUCCCUUCUUCAGAUUUUUGGCUGUGGUCUUGGGAGUUGGGGUCAUUGCUGUGGUAAUGAUUUGGGAUACUUGAUAGAAUAGAGCUACUUGAGACUCAAUUUUUGCUAUUGUAGAGCAUGUACACAUGAUAUCUUUAGAGCACCAGUAUAUUUUUCUUGGAAGUUUAUAAUUGCAAAUAUAGACUCUAGACUUUGAAAGUUUAACCAUAUAUAAAUGAGUAUAAUAGUCAA
Messenger RNA from Beta vulgaris subsp. vulgaris (sugar beet), 1767 nucleotides. Its product is annotated as zinc transporter 11. The coding region runs from base 570 to 1610 and encodes 346 amino acids. The record is from RefSeq and is a predicted model, not a curated record. Gene Ontology annotation, biological process: zinc ion transmembrane transport. Gene Ontology annotation, cellular component: membrane. Lineage: Eukaryota; Viridiplantae; Streptophyta; Magnoliopsida; Caryophyllales; Amaranthaceae. Gene Ontology annotation, molecular function: zinc ion transmembrane transporter activity. The transcript is spliced from 3 exons.